ACCACUCCACCUAGCUGCUAGACACACAUUAGAAAUGGCAAGCUAUCUUGUUAAAAAAGGAGCCAUAGUAAACAUACAAACUAAAAGUGGGAACACACCACUUCACAGUGCUGUAAAUUACAUGUCAUUAGAAAUGGUAAGAUAUCUAGUAAAAAAAGAAGCACAAAUAAAUAUACAAAAUCAGUGUGGAAAGAGUCCAGUUGACAAUGCUGCACAAGACGGUUCAUUGAAAAUUGUCUGUUACUUUGUAGAAAAGAGAGCACUUACUGAAACAGAAAAAUACACAUCAUUGAUUGAUGCAUGUUUAUCUGGAGAGAUUGAAGUUGUGGAAUUAUUACUAGAAAAGGGUGCAGAUCCUAAUUAUGGUAGUAUCACAGCAAUGCACAUUGCAGCAGGCCUUCACUCAACAGACAUCCUACAGGUACUUCUAGACAAAGGUGGGGAUAUGAAUGCUCUCACAAACUCUGGUAAUACUCCACUCCAUGUUGCAAUGCGGUAUGAUUUAAAAUGUAAAUGUUCAUUUCCUGGUAUUAAACAAAUGUGUAUUGAUUAUUUGUUAUGCGAUGAUCCACAUUGCAAACCAGAGAAACAAACUGAGAUUGUAUAUGACAGACGAUUAUAUUUGUACAAUUUUGAAGAUGGAGCAGAAUAUACAUGUAAUACAUACAGCAAAUACAGUGUAUAUGAAAACCUAGAUCCAGAGCCAGAGCCAGAGCCAGAGCCAGAAUGCCACUUCUAUGGUGAUGACGACGACAUAUAUGAUUUCCCUGCUUAUGACCUACCGAAAAAGAAUGAUGUACUCAUUGUACAUAAUACGGGAGAUUGGUUACUUGAGAACGGCUGUCAUAUUGAUGCUCAAAACAAGGCAGGGCAGACAGCGUUGCAUGUGUGUGUGGUGUAUUGUCAGCUUGAAAACCUCAAGUUUCUGUUAAAGAGGGGUGCUGAUGUCUCACUUGUAGACAAUGAUGGUAACUCUGUGCUGCAUUAUGCUGUGGAUAGGUUACAUGUUGAGGCUGUGGAGACAUUGAUAGAGUCAGGCGCUGUGGACAUUAAAAACAAUGAUGGAGUCACUGCUUCUGAUCUCCUUGAUAGGAAAGUGGAAUGCUUGGAUGAAGCCAAAUGUUUCAAAAUAAUUUCUCUGUUGACGAAGCAGUUUGGCUCUUGUGUGUAGAGAUGUUAAAUUGACCCGUAUGACAAAUUUAAGUCUUUGUCAUUUAAAACUGUAAUCACUGAGGAACUUAGUUGUUAGCACAUGGUUCCGUGUGAUAAAACUAAAUGUCAUGCUUGUGCAUUAUGACAUUACUGCGCAUGUAUUGAAACUGUAAUUCUAGAAUAUAUCGGAUGAUUCAUAAAAACCCCACAAAAAAACAACCCAUUCCACUUUGAAGUUGAA
Molecule: messenger RNA, 1393 nt
Organism: Gigantopelta aegis
Lineage: Eukaryota; Metazoa; Mollusca; Gastropoda; Neomphalida; Peltospiridae
Product: poly [ADP-ribose] polymerase tankyrase-2-like
Exons: 1
Coding region: 35-1171 (378 amino acids)
Molecular function (GO): protein binding
Source: RefSeq, a predicted model, not a curated record